Molecule: messenger RNA, 1310 nt
Organism: Pseudopipra pipra
Lineage: Eukaryota; Metazoa; Chordata; Aves; Passeriformes; Pipridae
Exons: 11
Coding region: 108-1310 (400 amino acids)
Cellular component (GO): cytoplasm
Source: RefSeq, a predicted model, not a curated record
CGAUUUGCCUGAGGCGAUUUGGCCGCAGCAUUUUUCCCGAGGGUGUUCGACUCCACCAUUCGGACGCCCUCCGUAGGCAGGCUCCCCUGUGUUCUUUGAUUCACAGGAUGGAGAAGAGACCCCCCGCCUGCCCCAGGCAGGCCUGGAUGGAAGACAGCUCUUCCCAGGAGAGCCGCUCUCCAGGUCUGCAGCUUCCGUCCUCCUACGAGGUGACCACCAUGCAGCCCCUCAAGCUCGAUGCCAGCUGGUUGCCCAUCUACAAGGAGGAGCAGGAAGCUGUUGAUUCCAUCCUGGCCUUUGUCACCAGCCCCAACAAGGAGGAGAGAGACAAGGCCACAUUUCUUCGGAGCAUCUCCGUGCUGUGCAGAAGCGCCUUGAACCACGGCCUGACCCAGGGCCUGGAUUUGUUCUGUGACACGUACCAGCUGGCAGAGAACAUCAAGGCGCUGCUGGAAGAAGAGCCAAGGGACCAGCUGUGCACAGACCUUCGGCAUCUUUCCAUGCUGGCUCUGGAGAAAUUGAGCUUGGUGGACACAGCAAUGGAGGGCAAAGCCAAAAGCCUCCUCCGCGCGUGCUUCUCAAGUGUCUUCUGGCUGCCUGCAGAGAAGGAAAUGCCAAAAGCAGACCUUGCCCUCUAUAUCAAGACCCUGAACUCCAUGGACAGCAUGCUGAGGACAGUGGUGCUCAGCUUUCCUGCCUCUCGAGUCAGCGAGGAGCUGCAGGGCAUCUUGGAGCUGCUGCUGGACUUCACCAGAUGCGAGAGAGAGGCUGUGAGGGAGAGGGCCAUGGCAAGGAUCGAUGUGCUGGCCCGUGUGAUGUCCGACUAUUCCACUCUGCAGGCCAAUGCCAACGUCAGAAGAGGCACUGCUGGACCUGUCUGCUCUGGGGAGAUCCAGCUCCCGCUCCUAGGAAAGCUGCUGGGGCGUCUCAUCCUUUUCCGGUUCUCCGAGGAGCAGACAAGCUGUGCAGCUUUCCAUGCUCUUUUUGCCCUGGCUGAGUUCAUCUUCGAAUCCAGGCUAAAGGACAGAGCAGACCAAGUCCACUGGGAAGCCGUGACCUCCUCCGCGCUGUGUUCUCUGAGCGCCAGGGACUGUGCCAAGACCUUUGGAAAAUACCUGCAGUCCCACGAGAGGACGGAUGUCAUCCUCGUGGCCAUCGAGGCGUUGGGAGAUGCCAGCAUCCUCGACCAGCAGGUGCCCAGCAGCCUGCUGGAUGUGGCCUUGGAAGACCCGAACGUCUGGCUGACGGACGUGACUUGGGCCCCCCCAAGCCACCUCAAGGCAGCAGAGAGGAAUGGGAAGGGCAACUGA